AAUUUAUUAAUUUUAAAAAAUGUCUUUAUGCUAUAAGAGAGUUUUUUGUUUUUCCAACUGCUACCCUUGUUCCUCUCCAUCUUCAUCUUCUUUUUCUUCAGACAGAUCUCUUCUCAACCACAUUACUUCUGGUUUCUCCAACCAUGAGGAAAGGGAGAGUCUCCUCCGCCGUUGCACCCGCCCUUCCGGUAACCGCCAACGGAUCCGCGAAGGAGCCGAGGUAUAGAGGCGUUAGGAAGAGACCAUGGGGCCGAUUCGCCGCAGAGAUCCGCGAUCCGUUAAAGAAAUCCCGAGUCUGGCUCGGCACGUUCGACUCCGCCGUGGAAGCUGCACGCGCCUACGAUCAAGCCGCUCGCAACCUCCGUGGUCCCAAGGCCAAGACCAACUUCCCGAUCGACUGCUCUCCGUCUUCCCCUCUCCAACCACUCUAUCACCAGAAUCUUCGAUCGGCGAAUCAGAGCCAGAUCGAUCCGUUCAUGGACCACCGGUUAUACGGCGGAGGAGGCGAGCAGCAGAUUAUCAGCCGCCCGGCGAGCAGCAGCAUGAGCAGCACCGUGAAAUCGUUCAGCGGGCAGAGACCGUCUUCUUCCGUGGCGAAGCCGUUAGCCGCCGCGAAGAGGUAUCCGCGGACUCCGCCGGUGGCUCCGGAGGAUUGCCACAGCGACUGCGAUUCGUCGUCGUCGGUGAUUGAUGAUGGAGACGACAUCGUUUCGUCGUCUACGAGAAGGAAACCGCCGUUUCAGUUUGAUCUUAAUUUUCCGCCGUUGGAUGGCGUUGACUUAUUCGAUGAUGAUCUCCACUGCACCGAUCUACGUCUUUGAUUUGUGGGGACGUACACAGAAGAUCUGAAUGGCUUCACAUAAGAUUGAAAACAGAAUGAUGAUGAAGCUCCUUUGCUACCUAAGAUGGGUGAUUCGAAGAAAGAAGUUGGAAUACUCAUUGUCAUUGUUAGUGCUGAGCCUGAAGUUUGUUCAUUCAGCCUUUUAGUUGCAGCAGGUAGACAAGAAAGACUUUUCCUUUCGUGUACCCAAUCGAAUGAAUGGAGAUGGGCAUGGUCAAUGGGCGGUGAGUGAGUUGGGUGAUUGAUAAAAGCUCAAUGGGCAAAAGCCAAAUCAUUAGGUUAAAGUUUGGUGGCUGAGGUGAUGCCGUUCUGUAAAUGCCGUUGGGUUUUAGAAUUAUGUUUUGACUAUCUGAUUAAGAUUUGCUGGUUGAGUUGUCCCAGAUUUGGUAUCUACUUUACUUCUCUGCUACGGAUUCAGACAGUGAAUCUUUUGUGUUUGAAGCAAGACUGAGCUUUUUUGUAUUUCCUUUUUUACCGUUUUGAGGUAAAAAGCCAUGAUGUGUCUUGUAAUUUACUGUAAAGAUUUAUUACUUGAACCUACCUCAACUCUCAAGUCACUUUCUCUUUC
This is a messenger RNA of Brassica rapa (field mustard), 1409 nucleotides long. RefSeq names its product ethylene-responsive transcription factor 7. The record is from RefSeq and is a predicted model, not a curated record. NCBI's taxonomy places the organism in Eukaryota, Viridiplantae, Streptophyta, Magnoliopsida, Brassicales, Brassicaceae. Gene Ontology annotation, molecular function: DNA binding; DNA-binding transcription factor activity. Gene Ontology annotation, biological process: regulation of DNA-templated transcription.